CCCGACGAGCCUUCCUAUCUCGAUCCCGACGAGCCUUCCUAUCUCGAUCCCUACCAGCCUUCCGAUCUCUAUCCCAACGAGCCUUCCCAUUUCCCUCCCAACGAGCCUCCCCACGAGUCUCCCCAUUUCUCUUCCUACCAGUCUCCCCAUAUCCCUCCCGACGAGCCUUCCUAUCUCGAUCCCUACCAGCCUCCCCAUUUCCCUUCCAACGAGCCUUCCUAUUUCUAUCCCAACGAGCCUCCCCAUUUCCCUCCCCACCAGUCUCCCUAUUUCCCUCCCAACCAGUCUUCCGAUCUCCCUCCCUACGAGCUUGCCCAUUUCGCUGCCCACGAGCCUCCCGAUCUCACUGCCCGGGCUCCCGACGAGCCUUCCUAUCUCUAUCCCUACCAGCCUGCCCAUCUCGAUCCCAACCAGUCUCCCUACUUCCCUUCCUACUAG
Molecule: messenger RNA, 438 nt
Organism: Dichomitus squalens LYAD-421 SS1
Lineage: Eukaryota; Fungi; Basidiomycota; Agaricomycetes; Polyporales; Polyporaceae
Exons: 1
Source: RefSeq, a predicted model, not a curated record